Molecule: messenger RNA, 1500 nt
Organism: Setaria italica (foxtail millet)
Lineage: Eukaryota; Viridiplantae; Streptophyta; Magnoliopsida; Poales; Poaceae
Product: RING-H2 finger protein ATL16
Exons: 1
Coding region: 247-1158 (303 amino acids)
Biological process (GO): protein ubiquitination
Molecular function (GO): transferase activity
Source: RefSeq, a predicted model, not a curated record
GGCGCUCAUCUCUUUCGCCGGUUGGCGCCGCGGAGUUUUCUAUUACCCGACGCGACCGCGCGCACUAGCGGCCGGCCACCGGCUAGUCCCUCCAGCCUGCAGCGCGCUCGCUUCCUUGGAUCGCUCGCUAGCUGCGGCUCACGCCUCCGUCCCUCCUAUUUCUUUGCUCGGGUCGGUCGGUUGGCCCAGGGGCUGAUCUGUGCUCGCGAAGGCAUUGACUUUGCCUCCCCCGGGGCGCGCGUGGCGAUGGACGCGGCGGGCAUGGCAGCUGGCGCGCCCAUACUGCCGCCGGACGCGUCCCCGCCGCCGGUGGCCGGGCAGGGCGCGGCGUUCCCGAUCGCCAUCGUCAUCGCCAUCGGGUUCAUGGUCACCUCGCUCAUCCUCAUCAGCUACUACUUCCUCGUCGUCCGCUGCUGGCUCCGCGGCGGCGGGCCGGGGUCCGGGCUGCUCCACCGCGCCCGCCGCGAGGACCUCGUGGAGCGGGUGUCCGCGGUCUUCUUCACCGACCUCGAGGCCGCCGAGCUGCCCGGCGGGCUCGACCCGGACGUCGUCGCCGCGCUCCCCGUCGUCAAGUACCGCCGGACACGGGCCGCGUCGGCGGCGCUCGAGUGCGCCGUCUGCCUCGCUGAGUUCGCGCCCGAGGAGCGGCUCAAGCAGCUGCCCAGCUGCUCCCACGCGUUCCACAUAGACUGCAUCGACACCUGGCUCCACCACAACGUCAGCUGCCCGCUCUGCCGCACCGUCGUCACCGGCGGCGUCGCGCUCCCGCUCGCCCGCGACGACCACGAGGGGUCCUGGCGGGAGCUGCAGGUCGGCGACAGGCACAUCGGCCCAGCGGCGAGGAUGGGGUACGGGAGCUCCUGCAGGUUCCCGACCAAGAGCGGCGCCGCGCAGGAGCCCAUCACGCGAUCCUUCUCCAUGGACUGCUUCGCCGGUGGUCUUGGCCGGAAACCGCCGCAGAAGGACCCUGCAGCUGGCAGCUCAGAGGCCGGGCCGAGCCGCGCCAACGCUGCCGCCGCUGCCGCCGGCAGCAGCAGCAACGUCGUCGCCGACCGCGGCGCCGGCGAGACGAGCGGGCGGUUCCGUCGGCUGCUCUCGUCGUUCGGGCUCGGCCGGAGCUCGCGGAGCACGGUGCUGCCGAUCCACCUCGACCCGUGACGGCGGCGGCGACGGGUUCGUGUCCUCGCAGCUCGAUUAACCCCGUUUCUUUGAUGAUUAAUUGAGUCGUGCCGUGUGCAUGCAAUGUACAGCAAUAGCAGAGACUUUGGUUCGAAUUUUUGUGAUCAGUAGCUAGUGUUCGUGGAUGGCAUUCCGUAUUCCCGUUCCGUUGAUUGGUUCUUGCAAUCUCCGCAUGUCCCCGCUUCUAGUGUCCUCGUGUUCGUACUUGACUCCGUGCUUGCUGGUGCACCAGAUGUCGUAGGAUGACAUGUCAACGGGUGCAGGUGUGCAACAUUGCCAUUACCAUUUCGUCAUCAUUUUGUUCAUGAUCGUUGACACUUA